UCCUUCAAUCGUUUGUCGUCAAGAUACUGUACAGUACACGUAUUUUCAUGGCAAAACUUGGGAUUUGUGAAUAUUAUUAAUUAAGGUUAGCAACUGAUAAUACAACAGAAGAGAAUACAACUAAACACUUGUCGGUUCUAAUUGAAUGCAUUCAUCAGUUGUUAUACCUACCUAGCUAGCUAGCUAUAGAGUACAACUAUAGUUAGUGCGCUUCAACUAACGUUGACUAGCCAUUACUUCUUAGCACUAGCUUGCCAGCUCAACUUUAACCUGUUAAUUUUUUGUCUUUCGUAACGUGUUGCAUUUGCACCAGUGAUGAUAAAAUUGACGGUAAAAUCGGCAGGACUUCUGGUUGUGUUGUGGUUACUUGGGGACUAUGUCCUGGGUUGGUUUCACAAAAUCGUUAAAACAGAAACAUACAACCAAUAUUCUUCUAGAGAGGAUGCUGACAGUCAAGAUCAGAGCUGUUUUUGUCACUUGACUGGAGUCUUGGACGACUGCUUCUGUGACAUCGAGAGCAUUGAUGUCUUCAACAACUUCAAAAUCUACCCCCGCAUUCAGAAGCUGACCGAGAGGGACUACUUCAGAUAUUACAGGGUUAACCUGAAUCGGCCCUGUCCCUUCUGGCCUGAUGAUAGCCACUGCUCCAUCAAGGACUGCCAAGUGGAGCCCUGCCCGGAGAGCAAGAUUCCGGUGGGAAUCAAGUCGGGGAACUACAAUAAGUACUCCCAGGUGGCCAACGACAUCACAGACAUAGCAGAUUGUGAACAAGCCCAAGACCUGGGGGCCAUAAACAGCACGCUGAGCAACUAUACUAAAGAGGCCUUUGAGGACUGGGCCCGGCACGACGACGCACAGGACCACUUUUGUGAGCUGGAUGACGAGACUUCUCCCGAUGCAAACUACGUGGACCUGCUCCUCAACCCGGAGCGCUACACAGGCUACAAAGGCCCCUCGGCUUGGAGGGUGUGGAAUAGCAUCUAUGAGGAAAACUGCUUCAAGCCUAGGUCAGUCUACCGGCCACUUAAUCCAAUGGUGCCGCCCAGAGGAGGAGAUGAUGACGGCGAAGGCUUCUACAACUGGCUGGAAGGUCUGUGUCUGGAGAAAAGGGUGUUCUACCGGCUCAUCUCUGGUCUGCACAGCAGCAUUAACAUCCACCUGUGUGCAGAGUAUCUGCUGGAUGAGGGCUGGGGCAAGUCCCUGUGGGGCCCCAACGUGCAGGAGUUCCGCCAGCGCUUCGACCCGGCCGAGACCAAAGGCGAGGGCACACGGCGUCUCAAGAACCUCUACUUCCUCUACCUGAUCGAGCUGCGCGCCCUCUCCAAGGUGGCGCCUUACUUCGAGCGCGCCUUCGUCAAUCUGUACACAGGAGACCACCAGGAGGACCGUACCACCAAGGAGCUGCUCUUGCAGUUCUUCAAUGACACAAAAGCUUUCCCAAUGCAUUUUGAUGAGAAGUCCAUGUUCGCCGGGCAGAAGAUGGAAGCGAAAACGUUAAAGGAGGAAUUCCGGCUCCAUUUUAAAAACAUCUCCCGGAUCAUGGACUGUGUGGGCUGCAGUAAAUGUCGUCUGUGGGGGAAGCUACAGACACAAGGGCUGGGCACGGCUUUGAAGAUCCUCUUCUCUGAGAAAGAGAUCAAGAACCUUCCAGAACACAGCCCUUCAAAGGGCUUUCAGCUAACACGUCAGGAGAUAGUUGCCUUGCUGAACGGCUUUGGGAGGCUCUCUACAAGCAUCCACCAGCUUCAUAAUUUCCGGGCUUUGCUGAAGGAAAAGAGGUAACAAACACCCCCUUCCCACCAGUGCUACCAUCUUCCCGCCACCAGGUGGAGCCAGCCAAGAGAAAACUGCAAUAGUUUUAUUCCUCUCCAGGAUAAGACCAUGUUUAGGGACUUCAGGAUUGACUCUUAACCCCCAUCCCUCCCUCCUUUCUUCCUACAUGAAUAGUUACUUACCCUCCAACUCUCCCAUUUUAAGUCUCUAAAACCUCCCCCAAAGGUGUUUUGCAUCCUAAGAACCUGAAAUACAGCCCAAAUGGCAUUAUUCUAACUUGAGUUCAACUACGGGGAGUACUUCACAGCACGUGUUUUGUCUGCACUCCAUUCUGGAGUACAUGGCUUGUCAUUUUAUUUCACCCCUUUUUCUUUCCCUUCCUUUUAUUGUAAUUGUUUUUCUUGAGAACAGUGUCGCUUGAUGCCUGAGAAAUCUGUACCUCCUUGUUUAGUUCAGUUUUUACUUUUUGUGGGUGAAAGUGUUAACCAUCUCAGGCAUACUAGUGUUAAGCUAUACCCACCCUCGAGUAAGCCCAUAUGUUAUUGGAGGUGUGUGUUUGUGAGUGUGUGUGUGUGUGUGUGUGUUGUUCAUCACCAGUUGCCGCUAAUCGAUAAUUUGAACUACGAUCCAUUAUGUACUUUUAUGACCAUGAGCUUAAUAAGCAUCGCAGCCUUUUGCUGUCCUUGAUGUGUAACUUUAUCCUGUCUCAACAUGUGUGUGCAUUGAUUGAACAAACGUCUAUGUAAGAGAGUGCGUUUGUCUUUGUGUGUCUGUGCAUUUAUAUGUGCUGUUUAGGGGUGUUUUAGCAUCAUCUCCAUUUGGUAAUGCAGUCUUAAUGCCCAGCACACAAAUUAUUCAAGGUAUAAUUUAAAUAUGAAAAAGAAACUAAAGUCUUGCAGGGCAACAGGCACACAUUGCCUAUUCCUUAUGCGUGUUCAACAUAUCUAGUAGUUAGACUAUUAACAUAAUGCAAUUGAACAAUGUAGAUUGUUGAGAGUACAACAAGCAAUGCCAAAUGUCAGAUGGGGCUUAAUGUCCCCCCCCACCACCUCUUUCCAGUCUAAUGUAGUGGUACAUUGGACACUCCAAUUUCCAGCUUAUUGUUUUAUUUAUUUUUCCAGUUUGGUUUGAAUUUACUUUUGGGCCUAAGCAUACUUUACUAUUUUUUGUUCCAGUUUCUAACGAAUCUAUAGCAUUUGGCCCUAAUGGAGUUCCAUCUCAGAAACAUCCUGUUUACACAUAGCCCAACUAAAAACAGAAGAAUAAAGAAAUAAUGAGAGAGAAAACAAGAAGUUUCAAGAUGAACUCAAUAUAGGAAUAGGAGGUUCAGACAAACCUGACACAUUUUAGUUUUAGACAAUAUCAAUUGUGCCGUCAAAAAAUCACUUCUUGCAAAAGCCAUUAGGUAUUUAGCCGAUAGGCUGGGCCUUCUGUCAAUAAAAGUUGUAGUAAAUUCUAAAGAAUUAUUCUACAGGGCUAGACAAAGCCUGGUUUAUUGGACCUAUUACUUUCAAAUAUGUUUAGGUUAGGAGUAGUGUAGGGGUAGUAUACAAUUAUUCAGAUUGACUUGCAGUAUGGACUCUAUUUACACCAGUUGUGGCUUUUGAAACAUUGUUUACCAAUGUGUAUCUACAGUCCUUUACUUCGUGUUAUUCCCUCAAACUGAGCCCUUUGUGCACCAUGCAGAUUGGAUGUCUAGUGUUAUUAAUGUUAUGAUUUAUGUUUAACUCUGUCAGGGUUUGUGCUUAUACCGAUAUGGAUAUGACGUUUCCUGUCAGAGCCUGAAAUGGAAGAACCACACUUUCUUUUUGGGAAUUUAUUUUAAUAGUUUUUCUGACUGAAAUUGUUAUUUUACAAGGUGGACCAAAGAUUUUAUGUUUCUUUUAUUUAUAUUGUCACGGCAAAGCACAUGUAAUUAUCAACUGCAUUUUUGGACUUUGCAUCACUGACGUAGCGUGGUCCGUUCAGCCCCCCCCCCCCCCCCCCCCCCCACACACACACGUGAAGCUGAUCUUGUUGUAGAUCACGCUAACAUCCGCCGUCUGAUUAUGAUAUCGCAACAGAAACACGCGAGGUAACAUAGAAAUGACAAAUGUUCUGAUUGUGGCCACCUCGGGCGCCGCUCCUACCGCGAGACCGGAUGCAAUCGCACCUCCUGAACCCCCAAUAGUUAUGCCAGUGCUUUGCACCCCACCCCCACUCCCUCCCGCCACUUGUUUAACAUUUUUUCGAAAAUGUCACGAGUGAGGAUAGCCUUAUGUGCAAACAUGACAAGUUAUUGGUAGCCAGACAAUAUCUGGGUAAUACAUUUUAACUCAUUUUGUAAAAGAUCCCAAUCCAUUCAAACAAAUGUAGAAAUGGGGUCCAGUAGGUAGUACUUGAGUCUAUUCUGGUAGCUAGGUUAGCUGAUACGCUAACCCAAAGGGCAAUGCUGCUGUCACCGUGAAUGUGAACACUGUGGAUAUUUGAAUGGACUGUUCCAAUUGAGAGAACUGAAGAUGAAGUGUUUGCGCGUGUGUGUGUGCGUGUGUAUGCGUGCGUGUGUGUGCGCGUGUCUGAGCAUUGCAUGCUUUCAGAACACCAGAACGUCUCGUGCAAUCCAAAUGUCUGCCUUAAAAGUUCAACAACAACAAACAUGUUUUGUGGAAAAACCCACCUGCUUUCUAGGAUGAAAUCUACCAUUUUGUAGCCAAUGACCUCCACGCUCUUCUGCUGUCUCUGCCUUCGUAAUAUAUUCAGAUUACCCAUACAGUUGUGCUAUUUGAAAAAGGAAAAUUACUGAAAGGUUUUCUGUCUAUGAAUAUAUAUAGUUCCACCUAUUGAAAUGUAUACUGUAUUUAUUUAAAGAGAGGAAUAAAUAUUUCUGGUUGUCAUUCA
This is a messenger RNA of Esox lucius (northern pike), 4650 nucleotides long. RefSeq names its product endoplasmic reticulum oxidoreductase 1 beta (gene ero1b). The transcript has 16 exons. Gene Ontology annotation, molecular function: protein-disulfide reductase activity; FAD binding; thiol oxidase activity. Gene Ontology annotation, biological process: protein folding in endoplasmic reticulum. Gene Ontology annotation, cellular component: endoplasmic reticulum membrane; endoplasmic reticulum. Bases 316 to 1782 code for a protein of 488 amino acids. The record is from RefSeq and is a predicted model, not a curated record. NCBI's taxonomy places the organism in Eukaryota, Metazoa, Chordata, Actinopteri, Esociformes, Esocidae.